AUGCAGAAGAUUUUGCUGAUCUCGUUGGCACUGGUUGGUGUCGCUUUGGCCUACGAACAUCACGGAUUUGUGAGCGAAGUCAAGCACAUCCCGUACAAGUACUUCGGCGGUGGCGGUAUCGGCGGUGGACAGGGUGGAUUUGAAGGUGGCAUCGGAGGCGGUAUUGGAGGCGGUAUUGGAGGUGGAAUUGGUGGCGGAUUCGAGGGCGGUUACGAGGGCAAGGACUACUAUGCCUACCCGAAGUACAAGUUCGAGUACGGAGUUAAGGACUAUCACACCGGUGAUCACAAGAGCCAGUGGGAAGUUCGGGACGGUGACGUUGUGAAGGGAGAGUACACCCUGCAGGAACCGGACGGUUCGAUGCGCGUUGUCAAGUAUCAUGCCGAUGGCAAGAACGGAUUUGAGGCUGUCGUCAAGAACAUUGGCAAGGGUGGUUACGAGCAGGGUGGUCAGUAA
Messenger RNA from Anopheles maculipalpis, 456 nucleotides. RefSeq names its product adult-specific cuticular protein ACP-20-like. Gene Ontology annotation, cellular component: extracellular matrix. The record is from RefSeq and is a predicted model, not a curated record. The transcript has 2 exons. NCBI's taxonomy places the organism in Eukaryota, Metazoa, Arthropoda, Insecta, Diptera, Culicidae. Bases 1 to 456 code for a protein of 151 amino acids.